Sinocyclocheilus rhinocerous is the source of this 1147-nucleotide messenger RNA. RefSeq lists its product as uncharacterized. Bases 47 to 1147 code for a protein of 366 amino acids. The transcript has 5 exons. NCBI's taxonomy places the organism in Eukaryota, Metazoa, Chordata, Actinopteri, Cypriniformes, Cyprinidae. Gene Ontology annotation, molecular function: coenzyme A diphosphatase activity. The record is from RefSeq and is a predicted model, not a curated record.
CAACAUCCGGCAAACGUCAUCGUGCUGAUUUUGUGUUAUUUUAAGGAUGUUUAGGACUGCGCACAUGAAGACUUGCCUAAAUCAGCUCAGACUGGUGUUGAUGCUCAGAGACACUCGUAUCCGGCAUGAACGGACGAUCUGCAGCCGUGCUUCUUUGAGACGAGAUGAUGUGCAGCGGUGGGAACAACACAGGCUCUUCUGCUCCAGCACCGCUCUAACACCUCCUCACAUCCACUGCCCCGUUUCUAGACGAUUCUCUCUAGUUCUGGACUCCUGCAAACGUGUAUGUCCAAAGGCCACGAUACAGAUAUGCAUCAGCACUCAUUUUCUAUUAACACACAUGAAUUUUGGCUGUAUUAAGUGGGUACACAUACCAAAUACUGUCUUGCUGUUUUUACGCACCUCGCCCUCACGAAGCCUCACUAAUCGAAGGACAAAAGUGGAGGAAUGCCAGAGUUCUCCUGAAAGCGGUAUUAAAAGACAAACAUGCUACUACGCCUUAAAACGGGGCAUAAAUAGCACGAGCAGCUUCCGUUGGUUGUGUAGCAUUGGUCCAGGCCUGUGGAAGAGUCAUUUUAAAGCUGUAGUGCAAACUCGCGGGCUGCACAGAAAUGCACAUCAGCGGACUGUGAUGGACGAGUGUUUGUCUGCAGGGAACGAGGCUCGCUGCAAGCGCUCGCUGCAAGCCAACGCUGCUCUGUACGCUCGGGAAGAGAAGAGCUGGGCCGCGGUGCUGGUGUGUCUGUGUGCCGUGAGCGGGGAUCCCGCGCUGCUCUUCACCCUCAGAUCCGCCAAACUGAAGGGCAGACACAAAGGAGAUGUCAGUUUCGCAGGGGGAAAGAAAGACCGGUCUGACAGAACUGUUGUAGACACGGCUCUCAGAGAAGCUUGUGAGGAGCUGGGAAUCUACAUCACUGAAGAUAAAGUGUGGGGUGUGCUGAAACCCCUGCGUGAUAUGGUGAGUUAUUAUACUCGUAUUAGAAAGAUGUGGACUUCGAAGGCCGUAAAGGUCAAACUGAGCAUUGUUAAAUGGGACGAUCAAGCCUAUGGAGGAUUGCACACGUUUGAUGAGUCUCAGUCACACGUCACUAAACAGCGCUGUGAGAUCCAGUGUGAAGCGCCUGAAUUCAGCGAAGAACUCAAAUGA